Pangasianodon hypophthalmus (striped catfish) is the source of this 2325-nucleotide messenger RNA. It is a transcript of the gene aldh9a1b, whose product is annotated as aldehyde dehydrogenase 9 family, member A1b. The transcript has 12 exons. The record is from RefSeq and is a predicted model, not a curated record. Bases 155 to 1744 code for a protein of 529 amino acids. Gene Ontology annotation, molecular function: 4-trimethylammoniobutyraldehyde dehydrogenase (NAD+) activity; aminobutyraldehyde dehydrogenase (NAD+) activity. Lineage: Eukaryota; Metazoa; Chordata; Actinopteri; Siluriformes; Pangasiidae.
GAAGCAGCCGUCGGAGAAGCCCCGCCCCCUUUCCGAACUAACAUGGCGUCUGCUCCUGGAGCUGCAGUCAUUCCUGUGCACUAGCCGCUGUGGGGCUCAUGAACGCGUGUAAUAACCGCUAGAGGAGGAGACUUUCUGUCACACAGAGGACGCGAUGCGUGUAGCGCUCAGCUCCGUGUUCAGCUCCGCGCUCAGCUCCGCGCUGUCCCCGCGGGUCCGGGUCCGGGUCCGGGUCUCUGUCUGCACCCCCAGCAGGGCGGCUUCCUCAGGGACCCUGCAGAUAAGAGACGCGCUGAACUUCUGGGGCGGAAACAGAGUCAGUCUGGAGGGAGAGACUGGAUCAGAGCCGGUCUACGAGCCUGCGACAGGACGUGUGUUAUGCCAGCUGCAGCCUUGCCGAGCGGCGCAGGUCGACGAGGCCGUAAACAGCGCCCGCUCCGCUUUCACACACUGGAGUAAGAUGGCUGGAAUGGAGCGAGCUGGGAUCAUGCUGGAGGCAGCACGACUCAUCCAGAAAAGAAGGGAAGAGAUUGCCGAGGUGGAGGUGGUCAACAACGGCAAGUCGAUCACCGAGGCGCGGCUGGACGUGGACUCGGCCCGGCUGUGUAUCGAGUAUUUUGCGGGUCUUGCAACAACUAUGGCAGGGCAGCAUGUGCAGCUAGCAGGAGGAUCGUUCGCUUACACGCGCCGGGAGCCGUUGGGAGUGUGUGUAGGAAUCGGAGCGUGGAAUUACCCGUUCCAGAUCGCAGCGUGGAAGUCGGCUCCGGCUCUCGCCUGCGGGAACUCGAUGGUGUUCAAGCCGUCCCCGGUGACCCCGGUGAGUGCGGUGCUGCUGGCUGAGAUCUACGCGCAGGCUGGCGUUCCUGACGGUUUGUUUAAUGUAGUGCAGGGCGCUCAGGAGACGGGCGCUCUGCUGUGCCAACACCCUGCCGUGGCCAAGGUCUCCUUCACCGGGAGUGUGCAAACUGGCAAGAAGAUAAUGGAGAUGGCGUCCAAAGGCGUGAAACCGGUGACCCUGGAGCUUGGUGGCAAAUCUCCACUGAUAAUCUUUGAGGAUUGUAACCUCGAGAAUGCAAUCAGGGGAGCACUUAUGGCCAACUUCCUUUCUCAGGGCCAGGUGUGCAGUAACGGGACGCGGGUGUUUGUGCACAGACCGAUCCUCGCCCAGUUUUUGGAGGAGGUGGUGAGGAGAACCAGAGCGAUCCGGAUCGGAGAUCCCCUGCUGGAGGAGACGCGUAUGGGGGCGCUGGUCAGCAGGGAGCACCUACAAAAAGUGCUGAACUACGUGGAACAGGCCAAGACGGAGGGGGCUCGAGUGCUGUGUGGAGGAGAGCCCUUCGUUCCAGCAGACCCUAAACUCAAACACGGAUAUUACAUGACUCCCUGUGUGCUUGACAACUGUACAGACAACAUGACGUGUGUCAGAGAGGAAAUCUUCGGGCCUGUGAUGUCGGUGUUGACCUUCGACACAGAGGAUGAAGUUCUUCGCAGGGCUAAUGACACCACCAUGGGCCUGGCUGCUGGAGUUUUCACCAAAGACAUUCAGAGAGCACAUCGAGUGAUUGAGAACCUGCAGGCUGGCUCCUGUUUCAUCAACAACUACAACAUCACGCCUGUGGAGGUGCCAUUUGGAGGCUAUAAAACUUCAGGUAUAGGAAGAGAAAACGGCCAGGUGACCAUCGAGUACUACUCGCAGCUCAAGACUGUGGUGGUUGAAAUGGGAGACGUGGACAGUCUCUUUUAAACACAGGACAAACAGAGAACAUCCAUGAUGUCCAUUCUGAACUCUAGGUCUUACUGCAACUCAGUCUAACAAGUGACAAUUAUCAAAGCCUAAAGGAACAGAAUUUGCGACAGUGAACAGGGAGACUGCGUCAUAAAGACGAGUCACUAGAAAUAAGAACGUCAUAACUUUGCAUUAUUGCUGAUUGGUAAUUAACUACCAUGUAUAAGGAGCGGGCAUAUAAUCAGGUAGUAGCUAAUUAUGACCUCAAAGUUGUAUUUGAUUCACAACUGACGUAUGUUUGCCAAUGUGUAAUGGGGAAUAUGUUCAUUAAGUCACUGGAAAUGUAACGUUAUGUUCUGGUGCUAAAUAGAUAUGAUUGUGUUUGGAACAGAAUCAUGAGUGGUGUCAGUAUUGUAGAUCUACUCACAGGAUCAUCCAGCUCAGAGAUGUUCACUGUUCAAUUAUCUUUAAAUGGACAUUAACAAUUAAUCAGUAUUUAUUCUCGGUACGUACUGCUGCUGAUUCUACAAAGUGCCUUAUUAUGAGAAGGGGUGGAAUGAUAGAGGGAGAAAAAAAAAAAAAGCCCUGGUGUAAUUCAC